UUUUUAGUUCCGGUCCAGGCAUGUACGUGAGUUAGCUGCGGCUGCUGCUGUCUGUCAAGAAACAUCACCCAAGCACAGCGUUUGCUGGGAUUUUAUUUUUUUAUUGUAGCAAUCAGAGGCCGCUUUACACCAGAAAACAUGUCUAUGUACCAGGUAAAGCCCAUAUAUGAGGGUGGAACAAAGAUUGAUUUGCCAACGUGCAUGUACAAGUUACCCAAUGUCCACGAGCAGCGAGCAAGCAGCUGCUUCUCCGAACAUGCGCAUCAGAAUGGCGAGCCGGACUCGGCUGUGAGAGCUCUGGAGGCUCGGCAGGACGAGAUCAUGAGGAAGCUGUUUGAGUUGAAGGCGGCAGUUGACGGUCUGGCUAAGACGGUGGCCACCCCGGACGCUGACCUGGACCUGACCGUCAGCUGCAGCCUUGCAUCCCCCAGCCCCACUGCUUGCACUUUUACAGGCACUGCAGAUCUGGACACCCUGCUAGGCAAGGACCUGGGCGCCCUGCGUGACAUCGUCAUCAACGCCAACCCCGCCCAGCCUCCCCUCACCCUACUGGUGCUCCACGGGCUGUUGUGUCAGCGCUACCGGGUGCUCUCCGCUGUCCACGUGCACUCGUCUGUGUCGGGAGUGCCCCCCCAGCUGCUGUCCUGCCUGGGCGCCCGCCUCACCGACGGCUCCGCCCGGAACCUCUUCCAGCUGGGCUUCACCCUCAUAUGGAAGGACGUGCCCAAGCUGCAGAUGAAGUUCAGCGUGCGCAACAUGUGUCCCGUCGAGGGCGAGGCCAAUGUGGCACGCUUCCUCUUCCGCCUGCUCUCCCCCGACCCGAGCGACGUGGGCCAGGCCACGCUGGUGGACAGCUGGGUGGACACGGCCUUCUUCCAGCUAGCCGAGGGCGGGGCCAAGGAGCAGGCGGCUGCGCUGCGCUCCCUGAACGCCGCGCUGGGCCGCCAGCCCUGGCUAACGGGACCUGAGCUCUCCCUGGCGGACAUCGCGUGCUACUGCUGCGCGGUGCGAAGCGGGGCGGCGGCGGCGGCGCCCACCCAUGUCCAGCGCUGGAUGAAGGCCUGCGAGAACCUGGGUUAUUUUAGCCGGGCCCAGCUACAGUAGGAGGCCGCGUCCAAUCAGAGAUAAGCUCUGUGAAGAUGUGUAUCUUGUAUCUACUGCUUGUUCUCACCCUGGUUCUAUCAAGGAGAGGGGAGAGACAGUUGGUAUUUGCAAUUCACAAAUCAAGAGAACCCAUGUCCGAUUUUUCCUCUCGUUCUUCAUUCCUCUGAAUGGAUCUCUGAACGCGGCAGUCGAUGUGCUGUUGGUGAAGGUUCUCGACAUCUUGGGUAUUCUAUCCAGAGAAAGUAAGCAUCAGAGGACUGUAUGGACAAUGGGGGAUUUGGUUAAGAAUUGGAACAAAAGGGAAAACUUCUACUGUUAAAGUAACACACACACACACACACACCUCCCACAUUGUGCCUAAUGUGACCCUGCUCAAGAUGCAUGUGUGUGUAAUACAUGGGGAUGCGUGCAAAUACAAUUUUUACACUAAAUGGUGCAAAUGAGAUGCAGACCUGACCAACAUCAAGUGUGCUGUGUGGAGAUCUUGACACUUUCUAUCCAUGUUUUUUCUUUUCUUAAGUCAAUAAAACGGAAUGGGGAGAAACCCUGACCUAUG
Gadus morhua (Atlantic cod) is the source of this 1660-nucleotide messenger RNA. RefSeq names its product aminoacyl tRNA synthetase complex interacting multifunctional protein 2 (gene aimp2). Gene Ontology annotation, cellular component: aminoacyl-tRNA synthetase multienzyme complex. NCBI's taxonomy places the organism in Eukaryota, Metazoa, Chordata, Actinopteri, Gadiformes, Gadidae. The transcript has 4 exons. The coding region runs from base 139 to 1104 and encodes 321 amino acids. The record is from RefSeq and is a predicted model, not a curated record.